AUGUCAACCGCUCGCCAGCAACCGCCAUGGAACCAGCCCCAGCUGCACCCUGAAUCCGCUUCGCGUCUACCUCCCUUGAAGAUUUACAACUCUCUUACCCGAUCGAAAGUCCCAUUCGUUCCUCUUGAUCCCAUUGGCCGAAAAGUUACUUGGUAUGCCUGUGGGCCGACAGUCUACGAUGAUGCGCAUCUAGGCCAUGCCAGAAACUAUGUCACCAACGAUAUUCUACGGCGAAUAAUGCGCGAUUAUUUCAAAUUCGAUGUUGAGUUUAUUAUGAAUAUCACAGAUGUGGAUGAUAAGAUAGUUCGCUCGGCAUUUGCCGCUUUCCUGGAACGGAACCUUCCACUCCUUGAGGCUGGACUAGCCCCCGAGCGCUAUGGGGAGGAGGCAGAGAAGGUGUACGCUGCCAUCCUGAAUGGCGCAGCUCUUGAUGGAAGUGAAAAGCCUGGGGAUGAAGAAGCGAAGUUGAAAAUGAAAAUAAAAACCGCGUCAUCUGCGGCGAAUGCACUCACAAAAGUAUCGUGUGCGAAGGAAAGCAUCCUGAGCGAAACAUUCUAUAAUGAUGUCCAGGAUGUACUCCUGGAAUACCUUGAUUCAAUUCAUGGAUCGUCCAUACGUGGAGAAGACCGUACAAUCUUCACCAAAUUAACGAAGAAGUACGAGGAUCGCUUUAUGCAGGAUGUUCGGGAUCUAAACGUCUUAGACCCGGACACCGUCACCCGAGUAACAGAAUACAUGCCAGAGAUUGUAAGCUUCGUUGAAAGAAUCGUCAAGCAUAGAUUCGGCUAUGUUACUUCUGAUGGAUCUGUUUAUUUUGAUAUUGGCGCCUUCGAGGCUGCGGGGAAUAGUUAUGCCAGAUUAGAGCCCUGGAAUCGGCAUGAUACGAAACUUCAUGCGGAGGGAGAAGGGGCUCUAACAAAAAAGACAAUGGAAAAACGUUCUGCUGCAGACUUCGCUCUUUGGAAAGCGUCAAAAGCUGGCGAGCCUAGCUGGCCAAGCCCUUGGGGUGAUGGCCGUCCUGGUUGGCAUAUUGAAUGCUCAGCGAUGGCAUCCGCCAAGCUUGGGAAGCAGAUGGAUAUCCAUUCCGGUGGAAUAGAUCUGGCAUUUCCACAUCAUGAUAACGAGCUGGCUCAAAGUGAAGCUUACUGGCAUGAAACCUGCGCUCACGACCAUUGGGUUAAUUACUUCCUACAUAUGGGACAUCUUUCUAUUCAAGGCUCGAAGAUGUCGAAAUCGCUCAAAAACUUCACUACAAUCCGGGAGGCUCUGGAUAAAGGGGACUGGACACCUAGAAGCCUUCGAAUAGUGUUCCUAUUAAGUGCGUGGAAGGAUGGAAUUGAAAUCACCGAGGACCUCAUCAAUGCUGGGAAUGCCUGGGAAGAAAAAGUGAACAACUUUUUCAUCAAAUCCAGAGAUGUAGUGGGUCAGCCAGACGUUGCUCCGGGUUCAGCAGAUAACACUUUAGCCGUCGCCCUUAAAUCCGCACAGGAUGCGGUUCACCAAAGCUUGUGUGAUUCGUUUAACACCGCUGGUGCGAUGUAUGCAAUAUCCGAGCUUAUAUCCAAAUAUAACAUCGCUGAUAAAUCCACAAUACCAACCAAGCACAUCCAGGAGGCUGCCAUGUGGGUUACUUCAAUGGUCAACGUAUUCGGUCUUAAUGGUAGCGCUCCGCCAACCCCAACUGAAAUUGGCUGGUCAGGCAUUGAUAUCCCAGAUGCUGCAAAACCUUAUCUCUAUCCUUUGUCUACAAUGCGGGAUUCCCUUCGGGAAGCCGCCAGAGCGAAGGACGGAAUAUCAGAGGAAACCUUGAAGUCUAUUGUUGAAAUAGGGACCGCAGCAAUCCAGCGAAACUCAGGGGUGGCCGAAGCGGAGGCGGGAAUUUACAAGGAUGUCCUAUUGGAUUUCUCCACGAAGAUAUCCUCCCUGGAGAAAACCAACUCUAUUUCAAAGGAAAUCCUUACUCUCUGCGACCGCGUUCGUGACGUAGACCUAUUUUGA
Messenger RNA from Histoplasma mississippiense, 1998 nucleotides. RefSeq lists its product as hypothetical. Lineage: Eukaryota; Fungi; Ascomycota; Eurotiomycetes; Onygenales; Ajellomycetaceae. Gene Ontology annotation, biological process: cysteinyl-tRNA aminoacylation. Gene Ontology annotation, cellular component: cytoplasm. The record is from RefSeq and is a predicted model, not a curated record. The transcript has 2 exons. The coding region runs from base 1 to 1998 and encodes 665 amino acids. Gene Ontology annotation, molecular function: ATP binding; cysteine-tRNA ligase activity.